AUGGAGUGCGUGGUGCAGGGAAUCAUCGAGACCCAGCAUGUUGAAGCUCUUGAGGUUCUUCUCCAGGGUCUCUCCGGUGUCCCAAAAGAGCGUGUUAGGGUGCAUGAGCUAUGCCUUAAAAGUGGACCCAAUCUAGGUGUUGUCCCAUCGGAGGUUCGUUUGUUGUGUGACUUAGCUCAGCCCACACCAUCCUGGACCAUAAGACAUGUUGGUGGUGCCAUGAGAGGUGCUGGUGCGGAGCAAAUCUCAGUUCUGGUUCGUACAAUUGUGGAGAGCAAAGCUAGCAAGAACGUCUUGCACUACUUCUACACUCUAGGGUACAAGCUAGACCAUGAACUCUUGAAGAUUGGUUUUGCAUUUCGUUUCCACCGAGGUGCCCAAAUCACUGUCACUGUUACAUCUACUAACAAGAUGCCAAGGCUCCAUGCAACCGAUGAGGCUGUGCCAGUCACUCCUGGCAUACAGUUAGUGGAAAUCACAGCUCCUGCUGCUGCUGAUAAUUACAAUGAUGUUGUUUCAGCUGUCUCUGCGUUCUGUGAAUAUCUUGCCCCGCUGCUGCAUCUGUCAAAACCAGAACACUCGACUGGAAUUGUAGCAACUGCAGGCGCUGCUGCUGCCUCACUCAUGUCAAGUGGCGGUGGCAAAACCUUGUAA
Messenger RNA from Miscanthus lutarioriparius, 654 nucleotides. NCBI's taxonomy places the organism in Eukaryota, Viridiplantae, Streptophyta, Magnoliopsida, Poales, Poaceae. The record is from the annotation of a GenBank genome assembly.